Molecule: messenger RNA, 4398 nt
Organism: Stomoxys calcitrans (stable fly)
Lineage: Eukaryota; Metazoa; Arthropoda; Insecta; Diptera; Muscidae
Gene: spd-2
Exons: 8
Coding region: 201-4229 (1342 amino acids)
Source: RefSeq, a predicted model, not a curated record
UGAGAAAGGCUUAAAAAUUGUGUGGCGCAAAGGAGGACGGACAGCUCCAUUAAAUUUUGCUGAAUCCUGUGGCUAUAUUACCAACGAAAAAUAAACAAAGAAAUAAUAUAGAAGGAGGACUUUAUAUUAAUCUAUUUUUUUCAUUUAUUUAAAUGGUGUUUUUGUUUGAAUGUCAUUCGAUUUAAUUGAAACGAAAAGUUAUGGAAAGGAAUGCAAGCUCGUCAAAUUAUGGUGGUGGUGAUGAUACAUCGCUGGGCAUACUUAAUAUGGAUAGAUUAAAGGGUAGAGGAAGAUUUUUUGGCGAUUUGUCCAAUGAAUCUUUCAAAAAUACAUACAAAAGUGUUGCAAAUGGUGGAACAGAUCGUCGCAUUAGUGAUCGUUUGAAUAUGGAACGAAAGAAAGCUUUGGAAGCUUUGCAGAAAUCAGUAGGAAAGUCCCCAGAUGUUUUUAAGAAACCUUUCGAAGUAACAGCAAAUAAGGAAAAUAUGCGUAGUAUCAUCAAUAAUGCAUCAAAUACGGAAAAUUCUAUGCCACUUGAUCACACAGAUUAUGUACCUUUUCGACGUCCUAACACAAUCAAUAUAUCAGAUUUAGUGACCGAUGAAACUAUAAAUUUGGAGACCACUUCUUCUAAUCCACCGUCGGCUUGUAAAGAAGCAAAGAUCUCAUUUGAACCAAGCGAAAUGACCGGCCGCUCAACCUUAUAUAAAAAAGAAAUACGCAACUCAAAGGCAACGACAGCUGAAACAAAACAAAAAUUAAAAAAUUUAACUGUGGAAGAAAUUUUAGCUUCUUCCUUCGCCACUAAAACUCGUAACCUUUGUAAGACACUCAAUGGCGGCGAACCAUCUUUAGAUCCAAGUGGUGCUUUAGAUGUGGCUGCAGAUAAACUCUUAAGCAUGUCAUCAGUUUCGUCAUCCAGCGUUUGUAGUUCAUUUGGUGAUGGUCAGGAAAAAAGUUUGCCUCGUACGGCAGAUAUGUCAAUUUCCAAACAAUCCCUAUCACAGCUUUCGUUUAAUGGAGGUGCUGGAGGAUCAUCGUUUGCUUUUAGUGCUGGUGCAGGCACCGGUGAUGAGAGCGGAUUUUCAAAUGAAGAAUUUGCUCCGGGGGAACUUAUGCAAUCGAUAUUAAUAAUGGAUGAAAUAUCAUGGGCCGAGGAAUAUGCAGCUAUACCAGCAAAAACUUUAAGCCAACAAGCCAAAGAGAAGGCAGCUGUGUCUGGUGAGUCUAUCUCCAAUGGUUUUGACUCGCCAUCUGCCUCCAAUUACAUUUUAGCAGGCGAUCCAAAUUUUUCGGUAGGAAAUUUUUUCCAUAUGCGCUCUGAAAACAUUUGGGAUAUAGUCAAAUCAAAGAGCCCGGAAAAAUGUCGCACACCAUUUGCCUUGAUGGAUGAUGAGGACAGCAAUAUGGUGACUACUUCAAAUGUUGUUAGCGACGGUUCGGCAUCAGUUGCAGUAACUCCCCAGAUUGAUAACAAAACCUAUACUCGAGUUUCCAGCCAAGUACAUCUCAACCAUGAAAGCAAGGACUCUGGCAACGCAUCCGAAAACUCCUAUCUUUUAAGUAAAUCUGCCAUCGGAAGAGCGUUAGAAAAUAUGGACAAUCGCUCAGGCUCUGAAAAAUCUUUGGCGCCUCCAAAUGCCUCCAAUGCGGGCACUAAAGUAAAAGACCAUGUAAUUUCAACGUUUGAAAAUAAGCACACAGCCAGUGCAAUGGAAAAUUCAUAUCUCUUGAGUAUGUCAGCCAUUGACAGAGCGUUGGAAAAUUUGGACAUGGACCCAAAAAACACGUCAACUAAUAAAUUAACUGGGCAUUUGAUGAUGCAGGCCACUAAGUCGAAAUCUUGUUUGAAUCCUCAGCUAACGCAACAUGAUAAAACUGUUUCUAACUGUAAUGGAUCAAAUUUUUCCCCACGACCUAAAAGUGGGCUAUCGUUGUGCGCCGAUUUCAAACUGGGAUCCCAGGAAAUUGCCAACAACAUUUUAGAGAAUAAGGAAAAUGUUGAUCCCAUUACAGGUCGUGGUAGUGAUGGCAGUAGAGUUGAUUUAUCAGAUACCAUAAGUUUUACAGAGUCCCUUUUAAACUCUAGCGAUAUGAAGAAAAUGGAGCGCAGCCAUGCGCAGCAGCAACCUAGAUCGCCACUGAGCCCUAUUGAGUUGACUUCUGCAGUUCCAAAUAUACGUGUUGUAGAAGCUACAGUUGAUGACGGAGAGGAAGCGGAUAACGAUGAAUGGCCGGGUACACCCAAACAGAAUGUCAGUCGUCGUGUACGCAGAAAGUCUCCAAGAGAUAGAAGCCCUUUGCAUGCAAACGUAUCAGAUUCACCUGUUGAUGCCAGGACUCCCGUCAAUUUUAGGUCUUCUCGCUCAUCAGUGUAUGAUAAAAGGCCUGCCUUGAACUGUGUCAAAGAAACAAAAUCCUUGUGUUCUACUCGUCUUGAUGGCGAUCCACGUAACGCUGAUUGCGACUUUGGUAUAUCACCUAAUUUGUCAUCCAGCAAGCUGGGAUCUACUCUAGCGGGGCGUAAUGGUGGUGCACAAUUGUCGCCCCGCAAUGCUGGUGAGCUUCGAGUUGAAAGUUCUCCCCUAUCGUCGUUGUCAUCUUCGCGUUACCAUUUAUCGUCCCCCACUCCGGUUCUUGAUACCACCAGUAAUUCGGAACGUCAGCUGCUUACACCAACUGGCGGUUUAUCAGAGCGAAAAGCUGCCUCCUCUCCAGUGGGAAGUGAAGCGUCAAGUACAUGCAGCUACAGCACUAUGCAUUCAGCCCGAUCCGUUACUUCCAGUUCGAACAUGCGCAGCAUUUCACGAUGUUCUAGUUCAAGUGAGUUCAGCCAUCGUGAUGGCAAACAAGUGCCACUUAAAGUCACUACUUUGGAACUGUCCUGGGGUAGCAUUAAACUACGCAGCGAUUCACGCAAGUCAAUGCAAAUCAAAAAUAUUGUCAACAAGCGUUUGGUCAUACGCAUUGAAGUAAUUGGUCCCGGAUUUCAGAUAGUCAAUUCCGAACGUAAUAACACCAUUACACUGCAUACCCAAGAGUGUCGUUCUAUAAAUAUAAGCUUCUGCCCCACAGUACGUGGAGUGGCCAUAGGCAAGCUUUUGUUUUAUGCACCCACCGGAGCUGCAGCAAUUGUUCAGCCAUUUUUGGACGUUGCCCUGUAUGGCUAUGGCGGCAACGCCAGCAUAGUGCCACAAAACAUUCUAAUGGGUCCAGUGGGAAGUCCGUUCAUAACUAUGGGUGAUAUAUGCGAGUUAGCACAGCCAUUGGAGCGUAGUAUAAGUUUUUACAACAAAGGGCCGUUGUUGGCCUUUGCCGUGGUAUCAAUUGAUUCCCUGGGUCUUUUGCUACCGCGCCUUAGUGACGCCUUUGAAAUAUACCCUAAAAAAAUACUCAUACCUCCUCAACAGACAAUCGAGGCGCGUAUUACUUUCAAGCCACGUAGAGAAGAUAUAAGAAAAAUGUUAAAGAAAAUGAGAAAUGUUUUAACGUUGGGCAAUAUGCGCGUCAUUUGCGGAGAUGAAGCAAAUCGCCAAAGGAUACGACGUCUUUUGUGCCAAAUGAGUGAAAAAGAACGUUCAAAAAUGUCUUCCAAUGUAUUGGACAUGUUGUGGACUGAAUUCGAAGGCGAAACGGAAAUGAAGGAAUUGGCAGACAUACAAGAGAAUCCAAGUGUUGCCAUGGAUUUAACAUCCGGUUUUCGUAUACACGAAAUCCUACUUACAAUCAAUUAUGAUAGCAUGGAUGAAACUGCGGACGCCUCAUCACUCUUUCUGCCGGAGGGAGAUGAAACCGUUUUGUUUCGUACAGUGGUGUGUGCAGCUGAUUCGCCCACACCUCCCACCUCUUCAAGUCUGGGGACUGUUAACGAAAUGUACGAAGAAAGCACUGAAAGCGAAGAACGUGUUGCAUCUAGCAGCACCCAGCAAAAUAUGUGGUCAGUUAAGCCGGCCAAUUUGGAAAUAAAUGUGAGUCGUCGUCAAGAAAGGGUCUCAUUAUUUGUGUUCAAUGGCUUUAAGUCGAGACAGUAUUUCGAAGUUAGCUGUAAUAGGAAACAAUUGUUGAGAUUUCUACCCUCCGAAGGUUAUGUAGCUCCAGAUAAUGGCCAAAUUGAGAUUGUGGUCAAUGUCAAUGCAUCUGCCAUGCAAGAAGACUAUCGCGGCGACAUUUUUAUUAUGGUCUAUAUGGAGAAUGAACGCAUUGUGGUGCCAGUAAAAUUUGUGGAGUGAUUUUUAACAUACUUUUAUAUUUGCGUUUAAUUUUGUUUCUUAUGCAUACGUAAUUUUAUCCCAUUUGUCAUAAUCGUGUCCUUUCCUAUUCAUCUCAAGUUUUAUGUUAAAAGCGUCAUAUUGUUUUAGUAAAUAAUACAUGUAACAAUAAAGAUUGUGUACAAUUGCA